This is a messenger RNA of Colias croceus (clouded yellow), 1233 nucleotides long. It is a transcript of the gene Mrm2, whose product is annotated as rRNA methyltransferase 2, mitochondrial. Bases 109 to 858 code for a protein of 249 amino acids. Gene Ontology annotation, biological process: RNA methylation. Lineage: Eukaryota; Metazoa; Arthropoda; Insecta; Lepidoptera; Pieridae. Gene Ontology annotation, cellular component: mitochondrion. The transcript is spliced from 4 exons. The record is from RefSeq and is a predicted model, not a curated record. Gene Ontology annotation, molecular function: rRNA (uridine-2'-O-ribose)-methyltransferase activity.
GGCAGAUUGACAUAAUAUGUCAAAAUCAACCAAUCAAUGUCAUUCCAUUGAUAAAAUUGUAAUUACUGAAUUCUGUAGCUACAGCAGAUCAAAGAGGAGAAUAUUAUUAUGAUACGAUCAGGCUUAAUUUUACGCCAAGAUUUAAGCUUCUCAAGAAUGUGUUUUUUAGUAAACUGUCUUAAACGAUUCAAGAGUUCACAGCAAUGGUUGAGUCGCCAAAAAGCAGACCCAUAUGUUGAAAAAGCAAAGAUGUAUAACUACAGAUGUCGAAGUGCCUUUAAACUUUUGGAAAUGAACGAAAAAACGAAUAUCCUUCAACCUGGCCUCACUGUUGUUGAUUUGGGAGCUUCUCCUGGCUCUUGGACUCAGGUUGCUGUUCAAAAAACAAAUGCUGAUGCAGCUGAUUCAACAAAACCAAAAGGAACUGUAUUAGCUAUAGACAAGUUACAAAUUUUCCCCAUUGAGGGUGCAACAAUCAUGAGUAACAUGGACUUUUCUACUAUUGAAGCUCAUGAGAAAGUCAUUAAAGCCUUAGAUGGAAGGCAAGUUGAUAUUGUUCUCUCUGAUAUGGCUCCAAGUGCAACUGGUAUAAGGGAAUUGGACAAAGACAGGAUUCUUGGACUUUGCUAUAUGGCAAUAAGAUUUGCUGCCUUAGUUAGUAAGAUAGAUGCAAACUUGCUGUUCAAAGUAUGGGAUGGAAAGGAGGUUCCUAUAUUAGAAAUGGAUUUAGAGAGAUUCUAUAAAAGCAUAAAGAUAUUAAAACCGAAAGCAAGCAGAUCUGAUUCAUCUGAGAAAUUUAUUUUAGCCAAAGGUUUUAAGGGAAUACAAAAACCUUUAGAGAAUGGGCGGUGGGGCUAAUUCAUUUUAGAAUUAUUAUGACAUGCACAAUAACCUGAUAAUAUUAGUAUGCAAUAUUUAAAAAGCUUGUUACUUGCUAAAUGUUACCAUGGUAUAAUUAUUCUUACAAUAAUUAUUAAUACUCACAAAAAAGAUUAUGUUGAAUAUUGUAUAGAUUGCAUCUAUUUGAUACAUCUGUUAUGUAGUUAUAUAUUAUACUAGUGUAAUUAAUCAGCUCAAGGAUUAUCUACCUGACGGUAAUUUGUACAUAAUAAAAGAUAUUAUGAUAAAGACAUAUUGAAUCUUAAAGUUAACUCAUGUCUUCCAUAGUAUCAUUGACUCUUUAGAAAAAUAAGUAGAAAAUGUAGGUAAAAUGUAUAUAAUUUUUAAUAAGUA